ACUCUGAUUCUUUAAUUCUUCAUAAUGUUAAUAAUAAUAAAGUAUAGUAGAUAAAAUAAUAAAAUAAUAAAAUAAUAAUAAUAAUAAUAUUCUGGAUUUUAAAUGAUAGACCGUUCAAAAUGGGUGCAACAAUGACCUAGUUUAAUUAUCGAACAUCAAUCUUCAUUCUGUGUUGACCAAUUGAUUUUGCCACGAAACGUUCGUAUCUCAAUCAUAAAUAUCUCAAUCGAAAAUCGAACGCGUAAAAUUCCGUCGUCGUGAAAAUUCCUGACUCAUUGAAUCUAAUACGAUGUUACAUGGUGAAAUAUGAGGAAUUAUUGCUCGAUGACACGCGAAAUAUUCGGGGAAUUGCCAAUAAUGUAAUCAGACGUUGGCGCGUGUCGCACGACGUAAAAGACCACUACCACUAGACGUCCACCUUCCACAUUCGAGGUGACUCGUUCUCGUCGCUAUGAGGAAAAUGUCAAGGCUCCAUUCUCGAAGCGAGAUGCUCUUCUCCUCCGGUACGCAAACAUCCGUGUUUUUCGUCUCUUUUAGUAUCUCCAAAUGGGAACAAUAGAGAAAUCAUGGUAAAAGAUUAUAAACAAUUAAAAAAAAAAAUUUAUCUUGUUUCUUCACACGAAAAAUUUGGCUUUUCCUCUGAAAACAGAAAAAAAAAGAAAUAAAACGUGCAUCAAAAAUAUGUUUCUGAUAAUUAUAAUAAGCGAAUCCUCACUUGUAUUACGAAGAUUAGAAUUUAAUUUUAUCAACAUUAAAUAACUCACUUAUUUUUUCUUUGCGUAAAAAGGUGCGUCGAAUCGCAACAAAAGUGCCACAUACAAAAUGCGUAUUUAUGUUUAGAACUCAUUGAGUUAUAAUAGCACGCUGUGACCAUCAUUCUUAAUGUAAAUUAUAUUUACGCACCAAUCUACGCAAUUAUGGCUGCUAUGUAUGAAUCAUGAAGAAAAGCGCAGUACGCGCAUAAACGUGCGUCUGUAAACGACGCGUGCUGCUCUUUAUUGGAUAUAAAAAAAAGACCCGGCUCUACUCGACGAUUACUAUCCUCGUUUCGAGGAGAUGGACAAGGCUGGUUGCGGAUGACAUUUAUCUCUCUUUAUCCUGACAUUCAAGCCCGAGCCAGCAGAGCCUCCGAUUUCAGAAUCAUUGUAAAAGGAUAAAGAGUACCGGUUGUUAAAGUUGUUACUAUAAACAAAAAACGACAGUAUUUAGGAAAUUGCAUAAAACAAUUUUCUACGUCGAUUCUCCUCCUGAAAUAAAAAUCUAAUUUGUAAAUCUAAAAAUGUUAUUAACUAUUAUCAGAAUCAAAUUUGAAAUAAAAUUACGUAUGGCGCAAUUAAUAAAUUUUGUACGGCGGAUUGACGGGCUGCAUCUCAAUCGUUUUCUAACUCCGUGUUGCAUUCCAAGUCGAGACAGAACGCAGAAUAAAUGAGUCGUUCGAAGCGGAGCGACGUGUCUUCGGCUUUUCGGCUACGACGGACGUCAUGGACAGCAGGGUCCCUUUUACUUUGAGAGGAAGACGCGCGCCGAUCUCCAUCGGCGAGCGAAGAGACGCGGCUAUCUUCUCCCGCUCUCAUCCGCGCGCGAAGAUGAUAAAAGCAUGCCGGGUGGCGGCGGCGGAUCGUAGUCUUCCUUUCGGGAUCGGGCCAGAAGGAACGUGGAUUUCAACGACGACGACGGAUGAGACCAAGAUGGCCUCGAAACCGAUCGUCCAUUUGCUAAUCGCCUGCGGCGUUCUCGCCGCGACAACGUCGCUUAAUCAAAACAGCAGAUCAUUUUCAAAUCAGCUAUUUGACAAUCAGCUGAAUCGCAUUCAGCAACAAUAUUCGCCGAAACGUGGCUCGUCCGCAUCGUGUCCGGAGAGGAACGGCCGUUACCCGAUGCACAAUCAGUGCGACGGUUACAUCGAGUGCAUCGAUGGAAUUGCCGAAGAAAAACUGUGUCCCGAGGGCUUGUUUUUCAACCCUGAAGCGCGCUUCAAUUAUCCCUGCGGAUAUCCCAUCGACAUAGACUGCACGGGCAGGCCAAAUUUGCAGCCGGCAGCUCCGACCAACGAUUGUCCUCAUCAAUACGGUUACUUCAAGAUCGGCGAUCAUCAGCAUUGCGGUCAGUUUAUGAAUUGCGUGGACGGCAGGGGUUACGUGUUUGAUUGUCCGGAGGGUCUGGCCUUCAAUCCGCAGACCUAUCGAUGCGACUGGCCGGAUCAAGUACCAGAUUGUGAUGCCGAGACUUUCCUUGGCUUCCGUUGCCCGGAGGUGAAGAGCGGUUUCUUCUUGGACACCGAGAUUAAGUUUUAUCGUAGCCCAGCCGACUGCCAUCAUUAUUACAUCUGCGUAAAUGGCCGUCCAAGAUUACAAAAUUGCGGCAUUGGAAAUGCCUACAACGAACUUAUCGAUGCCUGCGAUGCUGCGGAAAAUGUCACCGGCUGCGAACAUGAAGCAAUAGCGAGAACUACUCCAUACCAACAGACAAGGCUUUUUUAAAUUUUGAUAAAAUUGAAGAACGGAAGCGGAAACUGAUAGCGCAAUAAUUCUGAAGAAAUAGCGAUCAAGAUCGCAGCAAUUUUUGAUACAAUACAUUUUUGACACGACAAAACUGCAUACGUGACUACAAAUAAUAAUCCAUAAAAUUAUGAUUUAAAAAUGCGUUAUGUUGAUUGAUAAGAACAAAAUACAAAUCCAAUUGCCAUACGUGCGUUGAUGCCAUAAAUAGUGUGUAUGUAUAUACUAUUACUUAAGAAUAUAAAUUUUAUGUAGAAUACUGUUAAAACUUUUAAUAAAUAAAAGUGUAAAAAUAUUUAUCUUCCACCAAACACCCUUUACAGGCAAUUAUUUUUAUAAUUAAAGCGCAAAAUUACACACUGGCAUCGUUUUGUGGCAUUGAGUUCUACAAUUGACAAUUUAUUCUAGUAAAUUUUAUCUAACAA
Molecule: messenger RNA, 2923 nt
Organism: Solenopsis invicta (red fire ant)
Lineage: Eukaryota; Metazoa; Arthropoda; Insecta; Hymenoptera; Formicidae
Product: protein obstructor-E
Exons: 4
Coding region: 1482-2480 (332 amino acids)
Cellular component (GO): extracellular region
Molecular function (GO): chitin binding
Source: RefSeq, a predicted model, not a curated record